Rhineura floridana is the source of this 2238-nucleotide messenger RNA. It is a transcript of the gene ASMTL, whose product is annotated as acetylserotonin O-methyltransferase like. The transcript is spliced from 13 exons. Gene Ontology annotation, molecular function: O-methyltransferase activity; nucleoside triphosphate diphosphatase activity. The record is from RefSeq and is a predicted model, not a curated record. NCBI's taxonomy places the organism in Eukaryota, Metazoa, Chordata, Lepidosauria, Squamata, Rhineuridae. The coding region runs from base 204 to 2090 and encodes 628 amino acids.
AGAGCGCUUCCGUCCCCCGCGGUUCUCUUCCUUUCCCACCCAACUACGGAAGCGGACCUGAGCUGCGAUGAUGAACAAGAUGAGGAGGAGGAACUAAGGCUGUUAGACUCCGCCUCUCGCUGCAAUAAAUUCACCUUCUGACUCACGCUUCGCUUAUUCCUCAGAGCCUCUUCUCCACUGCAGCUGCUACUAGUACCGCAGCCAUGGUGCUAAAUCCUGUCAUCAAGAAGCUGAUCAACGAGAGAGUGGUGCUAGCCAGCGCUUCUCCGCGCCGGCAGGAGAUUCUAACCAACGUGGGCCUCCGAUUUGAAGUUGUUCCCUCCUGGUUCAAAGAGACACUUGAGAAGUCAUCCUUUGCAGCUCCUUAUGAAUAUGCUGUAGAAACUGCAAAACAAAAGGCACUUGAAGUGGCGAACAGAAUGCAUCUUAAACAUCUUAGAACGCCUGAUGUUGUUAUAGGAGCAGAUACUAUAGUGACAAUAGAAGAACAGAUUUUGGAGAAACCUGUGGACAAGCAAGAUGCAUAUAAGAUGCUUUCAAGGUUGAGUGGCAAGGAGCACAGUGUUUUCACAGGUGUUGCAAUUGUUCAUUGCAGCAGUAAAGAUAAUCAGCUACAGACUGAAGUCACAGAUUUCUAUGAAGAAACCAAAGUUAAAUUUUCUGCACUUUCUGAGGAACUCUUAUGGGAAUAUAUUCACAGUGGUGAGCCCAUGGAUAAAGCUGGUGGAUAUGGGAUCCAGGCACUUGGGGGAAUGUUAGUGGAAUAUGUUCAUGGAGACUUCCUCAAUGUGGUGGGAUUUCCUUUGAAUCACUUCUGCAAAAAGUUAGCAGAAUUAUAUUAUCCACCCCCAAAGCACACCAUCCAUCAUAUAAAGCAUGACUCUAUCCCUUCAGUAGAAACUUUUGAGAUGCUAAGUGAUGGGGAAUGUGACUCUUCAGAUAACGGGCAGUUUGAAGAUGCAAAAAAGCAAAACAGUGGGGGAGUUUCCCACAGCCUGGGAAUGUGCAUAAACAGCAGUCAUACUUACAACAUACCUGUGGAAAGUCAGAAUGGAGUAAUAGAAAACACAACACGAUUCCCAUCUGAACUUACACAUCUUCUGGAUGGUUUCAGAGCAUCAAAGGCUUUGUUUGUGGCAUGUAAGCUGAAAGUAUUUGAUCUUCUCAAAGAUAAGGGCACAAUGACAGCAGUAGAAGCUGCUAAUCAACUUAAUACCUCAGUUUGUGGCACCGAAAGAUUACUUGAUGCCUGUACUUCUCUUGGCCUAUUGGAAAAGAACUAUAAAGGCUACAGCAAUGCAGAUUUGACAAAUUUAUAUCUAGUAUCAGAUGGUGAAUACUCCCUUCAUGAUUAUGUUCUCUAUUGUAAUGACCACAUGUGGCCUCUGUAUACACAUUUGGAGUUGGCAGUCAAAGAGGGGACUUCACAGAAACAUAGAACAUUUGGGAAGAAAGCAGAAGAUUUUUUUCAGGAUUUCUGUUGCCAAACUACAGAGGCAAAGCAGCAUUUUAUGAGUGCCAUGCACAGCAUUUCCAAACUGACAGCAAGAGAUGUAGCUGUGGCUUUUGACCUUUCACAGUUCAGAGCUGUAUGCGAUUUAGGAGGUUGCACGGGAGCUUUAGCCUAUGAACUGGUCCACAUCUAUCCAGAAAUGAGAGUCACUGUGUUUGACCUUCCAGAUAUUGUCACAAAUGUCUCCAACUUUCAGCCUUCAAGACAAAACCCAGCUCAAAUAUCCUUCACAUCAGGUGACUUUUUCAAAGAUAAUCUCCCAGAAGCAGACCUUUAUAUUCUUUCACGAGUGCUACAUGACUGUUCUGAUGAAAAGGUUUCUAUACUAUUAAGCAAAAUUUUUGCUAUUUGCAAGCCAGGAAGUGCUUUGUUAGUAGGAGAAAUUGUGCUUGAUGAGAAACGAACAAGCCCUGCUAGAGCUGUCUUACAGUCUCUCAGUAUGACGGAAGGCAAGCAGAGAAGCGGUCUGGAGUACGAACAGUUAUUGGAGAAACAUGGAUUCAUCAGUGUGCAGAUGAAGAUAACAGGAAACCUGUUAGAUGUAAUUUUGUGUUUUAAGAAAACAUCUAUCCAUUAAAUUAGGUGGCACAUAAUUGGAGCAAGUGAUUUGAUUUAUUGCCACCAGAUAUUUCUGUUUGGUGGUUGCACUAAUGAUCUUUUCCAGUGUGAACUGUACAUAAAAACUUACCCUACUCUUGUUGAUUAAAACAAUACUAAGAAAAUCA